CGUUUCCGCUUCCGUUCACGAGACAGCCAUAUCGUUUUACCGAUCGGUUUCGCGAACUCGCGAGGGAAACGCCGAAACGCGCAGUCCGAGGGAAACAGCGAGACGAGUCCCGAGAGGGACGAGCAGCGAGCAGUCGUGAAGGAAGAGGACGAGAAGGAAGGCACGCGGUCCAGAUUGUUUGCCGAAGCGUUCGAGCGGAAUCGUCUUCCCAUCGCGUCGGCGGUCUUUCUCCUCAUCGUUCGUCUAAAGGAGCGGCACGAUGACGGACAACCAGUAUUCAAAUUACCAGCAACAAGGGUACAAUCAAUACAGCCAGCCACCUCCUACGGCUGGUCAGGAUACGUCGUAUCCACCUCCUUCGACUGGCGGAAGUAGCUACAAUCAAUAUAGUCAGCCACCUCCAAAUGCCAAUACCAACUAUGGCAGUUACAACUACAGUUCUAACAGUGGUCAAGAUUACAAUCCGUCGCAGAAUCAAGGUAGCUACGGUGGUCAAAACAGCUAUGGUGGAGGUGGCAGCAGUGGGGAUGGCAGUAAUAACUAUGGUGGAAGCUAUGGAAACAGUGGGGGUAGCAGUGGAGGAUAUAAUCGCAACUCUGGUUCUUACAGCGGAGGCCAAGGAGGUGGUGGUGGAAGCGGUAGAUACGGUGACCGCGGUGGUUACGGAGAUCGCUCUGGCGGUGGUUACAACAGUGGCGGUGGCCGUGGUGGUUAUAACAAAGGAGGCUACGACCGUAACAGCGGUGGCGGUGAGGGAAUGGUUACGCAAGAGGAUACUAUUUUUGUAUCUGGUAUGGAUCCAUCGAUCUCCGAGGAAGAGAUUUGUCAGCAUUUCGGCGCGAUUGGCAUUAUUAAAAAUGACAAACGCACAGGCAAGCCAAAAGUUUGGAUGUACAAAGACAAGAACACGGGGAAGUCGAAGGGCGAAGCGACGGUCACGUAUGACGAUCAAAACGCCGCGCGGUCGGCCAUCAGUUGGUUUGACGGCAAGGAUUUCAAGGGCAGCACGAUAAAGGUGCAAAUGGCUCAGCACAAAAGCAGCUGGCAGAGUAACCGCAUGGGCGGCGGUCGUGGCGGCGGUGGCCGAGGCCGAGGUGGUAGUUUCGGCGGUCGUGGCGGAGGUGGCGAUCGUGACGAUCAUCAUCGUGGAGGCAGUGGCGACGAUCGUCGUGACGGUGGCGGCCGCGGAGGCGACUGGAGAUGUCCCAACCCCGACUGCGGUAACACAAAUUUCGCAUGGCGAGAUCAAUGCAAUCUCUGUAAGAGCGCAAAACCGGAAGGCCUCGGUUACGGCGGCGGUGGCGGCAGAGGGGGUGGUGGCCGAGGUGGCGACCGCGGAAGCCGAGGGGGUUACAGGAACGAUCGAGGCGGACGUGGAGGUGACAGAGGUGGCAGAGGCGGCGGCGGUUUCCGCGGUGGAGACCGGGGCGGCCGUGGAGGACGAGGCGGUCCUAUGAGAGGAGGCGGCGGUCGAGGCGAUAGAGAUCGGGACCGUCAGCGACCAUAUUAAUGUCAUAUUCUUAAGAAACAUCGAUGGUUAUUCGGCCAUCAAUAAACAACUUGUACACAUAUUGUACACACUUUCAGCGCUUGUACAUUUCGCAGAGUGAAAGAAGUUGUUCUUUACUCUAUAUAUGGCAUGUAUUUCUUAUUGUCCUUUCUUUUCGCGAGAUCUUUUUAUAUUCAUCGGAACUGCACAUCACAUAUGUAUGUUACGUUCGUAUAUAAAGUCAAAUAUCUAAAUAGAUAACAAUAGAUAAGAUACUUCAAAUGUGUGAACAUGUGA
Molecule: messenger RNA, 1786 nt
Organism: Temnothorax curvispinosus
Lineage: Eukaryota; Metazoa; Arthropoda; Insecta; Hymenoptera; Formicidae
Product: RNA-binding protein cabeza-like
Exons: 8
Coding region: 260-1510 (416 amino acids)
Biological process (GO): regulation of DNA-templated transcription
Cellular component (GO): nucleus
Molecular function (GO): transcription coregulator activity; RNA binding
Source: RefSeq, a predicted model, not a curated record